ACUCAAACUUCCGGUGGUGUGUCAUGGCGGCGCUGUGGACUAUGCUUGAAGUGAAAAACUGAACCCCGCUCCCUCUCUCUUCUCCUCCUGCAAGACUGGGGAGCGCUUGCGGGGUGUUUCGCGCGGUAAACGAGGCCGGUUGGAGCCCAGGGGCGGAGAGAGAGCCACGGUCCAAAUCCGCCUGACCAUGGCGGCGCACAAACCAGUGGAGUGGGUCCAGGCCGUGAUUAACAGAUUCGACGAGCAGCUCCCUAUUAAGACAGGACAGCAGAACACUCACACCAAAGUAAGCACAGAGCACAACAAGGAAUGUCUGAUCAACAUCUCGAAAUACAAGUUUUCCCUCGUCAUCAAUGGCCUGACCAACAUCCUCAAAAAUGUUAACAAUAUGCGGAUUUUUGGGGACACUGCUGAAAAGAACCUCUACCUCUCCCAGCUCAUCAUCCUGGACACUCUGGAGAAGUGCUUGGCAGGGCAAACCAAGGACUGCUUACGGCUGGAUGAGGCUAUGCUGGUGAAGCAGUUGCUCCCUGAAAUCUGUCACUUCCUGCAUUCGUGUCGUGAAGGCCAGCAGCAUGCGGCCCAGCUGCGUAGCUCCGCCUCCGCCGUGCUCUUCUCCCUCAGCUGCAACAACUUCAAUGCCGUCUUCAGCCGCAUCUCCACAAGGUUACAGGAGCUCACAGUAUGCACAGAGGACACAGUGGAUGUUCAUGACAUAGAGCUUAUUCAGUACAUCAACGUGGACUGCUCCAAAUUAAAGAGAUUAUUGCAAGAAACUGUACUGAAGUUUAAAGCACUGAAGAAGCCUGCACAGCUUGCUGUCAUCAAUAGUUUGGAAAAGGCUUUUUGGAACUGGGUGGAGUACUACCCUGAUGAGUUUACUAUGCUGUAUCAGAGACCGCAGGCUGAUAUGGCUGACUCCGCAGAGAAACUGUUUGACCUAGUGGACAGUUUUGCGGAGAGUGCUAAGAGGAAAGCAGCUGUGUGGCCACUGCAAAUCAUCCUCCUCAUCCUCUGUCCUGAAAUCACACAGAGCAUCUCCAAAGAAGUGGUGGAGGACAGCAAGGCCAACAAGAAAUUGUUCUUGGAGAGUUUGAGGAAGGCCUUAGCAGUUCAUGGCAGCAGCAAGCAACUGACAGAGAGUGCAGCCAUUGCCUGUGUCAAACUGUGCAAAGCCUCCACAUACAUUAACUGGGAGGAUCAUUCUGUCAUCUUCCUUUUGGUGCAGUCCAUUGUAGUGGAUCUCAAAGCUCUCCUGUUCAACCCCACUAAGCCAUUCUCACGAGGUACUGGGUGCCAGAGUGCUGACGUGGACCUGAUGAUCGACUGCUUUGUGUCCUGCUUCCGCAUCAACCCACACAACAACCAGCACUUCAAGGUGUGUCUGGCCUCCACCUCCCCUCCAACCUUUCAUUUCGUCCUGGUCAACUCUCUGCACAAAAUCAUCACUAAUUCUCACUUGGACUGGUGGCCAAAGAUCGAUGCCAUCUACUGCUACUCAGGAGAGCUGCGUGCCAUGUUUGCAGACACACAAAGCCGAGUCGUCCAAAGCCUCAGUGCCCACGCACCGCUGAGGAUGACCCCGAGUCUGACAUUCAAGGAGAAGAUGACAACUAGUUUGAAGUUCAAAGAAAAGUCUGCAGAUUUGGACUCUCGCUCACUCCUAUUGGCUUUGGUGAAACUCAUCCAUGCUGACCCUAAACUAAUGCUACAUAACCCUGGUAAACAGGGCCAGGAGAUCCAGAACAGCACAACUGAACUCAUCAUAGGCCUGGUCCAGCUGGUGCCCCUCACACACACUUCAGAGCUCUCUCAGGAAGCCAUGGAGGCACUUUUGGUGUUGCAUCAGCCUGAGACCAUUGAGCUUUGGAACCCUGACACACCUAUUGAGACCUUCUGGGACAUCAGCUCCCAGGUCCUGUAUCUCAUCUGCAAGAAGCUGAUUGGCCACCAGAUGAUCAACAGCACAGAGAUAUUAAAGUGGCUGAGGGAGAUUCUCAUCUGCAGGAACAAGUUCCUCCUGAAGAACAAAGAGAACGCCACACAGGGUAGUUUGAUCCCCAUCAGCAAGCAAGCGCAGACCAAGCUGGAGGUAUGUCUGUACUCGUUCCUGUGGAGUCCGGAUGCAGAGGCUGUGCUGGUGGCCAUGUCCUGCUUUAGACACCUGUGUGAGGAAGCAGACAUCCGCUGCAGUGUGGAUGAGCUGCCCGUACAUACGGUCCUGCCCAACUACAACACCUUCAUGGAGUUUGCCUCCGUAAGCAACAUGAUGGCCACAGGUCGCUCUACCCUACAGAAGAGAGUGAUGGCUCUGCUAAGGAGGAUAGAGCAUCCAACAGCUGGGAACAUAGAGGCUUGGGAGGAUACACAUGCUAAAUGGGAGCAAGCAACUAAACAAAUUCUAAACCACCCAAAGAACAAAGUUGAAGAUGGGCAAGAGUGGAUCAACAUGACCGGUUUCCUGUGUGCUCUGGGUGGCGUUUGUCUGCAGCAACGCAGUACACCCAGCCUGGGCACCUACAGCCCCCCCAUGGGCCCUCUGAGUGAGCGCAAGGGCUCCAUGAUCUCCAUGGCCUCCUGUGAAGUGAACAGUGAGACACCCCUCAGCAGGUUCUUGGAGCGACUGCUGUCCCUCAUGGUUUGCACGCAUGAGAAGGUGGGCCUGCAAAUCCGUACCAACGUUAAAGACCUGGUGGGUCUAGAGCUGAGCCCUGCCCUCUACCCGAUGCUCUUCACCAAGCUGCGCAACAGCAUAGGGCGCUUCUUUGACACCCAGGGACCGGUACCAAUCACUGAUACAAACACACUGUUUGUGGAGCAGACCAUUGCCAUCAUGAAGAACCUGCUGGACAGCCACACUGAGGGCAGCUCUGAGCAUCUGGGCCAGGCCAGCAUUGAGACAAUGAUGCUCAACCUGGUCAGGUAUGUCCGCAUUUUAGGAAAUGGAGUCCAUGCGAUUCAGAUUAAAACCAAACUGUGCCAGUUAGUGGAGGUAAUGAUGGAGCGCAGGGAUGAUCUUUCUUUCUGUCAAGAGAUGAAAUUCAGGAAUAAGAUGGUGGAGUAUUUAACUGACUGGGUGAUGGGGACCUCCAAUCAAGCAGCAGAUGAUGAUGUUAAAUAUCUCACACGGGAUCUGGACCAGGCAAGUAUGGAGGCAGUUGUUUCUCUGUUGGCUGGCCUACCUCUGCAGCCUGAGGAGGGAGAUGGAGUGGAGCUGAUGGAGGCGAAAUCUCAGCUCUUCCUCAAGUACUUCACAUUGUUCAUGAAUCUGCUGAAUGACUGCAGUGAAGUGGAGGAAGACGGUCAGCAGGUGGCUGAGAGGAAGCGGGGAAUGUCCCGGCGUCUUGCCUCCCUGCGCCACUGCACCGUGCUGGCCAUGUCCAACCUGCUUAAUGCCAACGUAGACAGUGGCCUAAUGCACUCCAUAGGCCUGGGCUACCAUAAAGACCUGCAGACGAGGGCUACCUUUAUGGAGGUGCUGACUAAGAUCCUACAACAGGGCACAGAGUUUGACACACUGGCUGAAACCGUUCUGGCUGACCGCUUUGAAAGGCUAGUAGAGCUCGUCACUAUGAUGGGGGACCAAGGGGAGCUUCCCAUCGCCAUGGCGCUGGCCAAUGUGGUGCCCUGCUCUCAGUGGGACGAGCUGGCCAGGGUGUUGGUGACACUAUUUGACUCCAGGCACCUGCUGUACCAGCUGCUCUGGAACAUGUUCUCUAAAGAGGUGGAGCUGGCUGACUCCAUGCAGACUCUCUUCAGAGGAAACAGUCUGGCCAGCAAGAUCAUGACAUUCUGCUUUAAGGUGUACGGAGCUGCCUAUCUGCAGAAACUUCUGGAACCACUGUUGCGAGGUGUCAUCACCACUCCUGAGUGGCAGCACAUUAGUUUUGAGGUGGAUCCCACCAGGCUGGAACCCACAGAGAACCUGGAGGAGAACCAGAGGAACCUGCUGCAAAUAACAGACCGCUUCUUCCUGGCAAUCAUCAAUUCCUCCAGCGAGUUUCCGCCUCAGCUGCGCAGUGUUUGCCACUGUUUGUACCAGGCUACUUGCCACUCCCUACUGAAUAAAGCCACUGUUAAAGAAAAAAAGGAAAACAAAAAAUCCGUGGUCAGUCAGCGUUUCCCACAGAACAGCAUUGGUGCUGUAGGCAGUGCCAUGUUCCUGCGCUUCAUUAACCCUGCUAUAGUGUCUCCAUAUGAAGCAGGCAUCCUAGACAAGAAGCCCCCUCCUCAGAUUGAGCGAGGCCUGAAGCUCAUGUCUAAGAUUCUCCAGAGUAUCGCAAAUCAUGUCCUGUUCACUAAAGAAGAGCAUAUGAGGCCUUUUAAUGAUUUUGUGAAAAGCAACUUUGAUGCAGCAAGAAGAUUUUUCCUAGACAUAGCAUCUGACUCCCCUCCUAGUGACUCAGUGAACCACAGCCUGUCCUUCAUCAGUGAUGGAAAUGUGCUGGCCCUCCACCGCCUGCUCUGGAACAAUCAAGAGAGAAUUGGGCAGUACCUGUCCAGCAACAGAGAUCACAAGGCUGUGGGUAGGAGACCUUUUGAUAAAAUGGCUACCCUCCUGGCCUACCUCGGCCCCCCUGAGCACAAACCUGUAGCUGACACUCACUGGUCCAGUCUCAACCUCACCAGCUCCAAGUUUGAGGAGUUCAUGACCAGGCACCAAGUCCAUGAAAAAGAAGAAUUUAAAGCUCUAAAGACACUUAACAUCUUUUACCAGGCAGGAACAUCUAAGAAUGGCAAUCCUGUCUUCUAUUACAUCGCUCGCAGGUUUAAAACGGGGCAGAUCAAUGGCGACCUUCUGAUCUACCAUGUGCUGCUGACCCUCAAGCCAUACUACGCCAAACAGUAUGAGAUAGUAGUGGACCUCACUCAUGUUGGCCCAAGCAACCGCUUCAAGACAGACUUCCUCUCAAAGUGGUUUGUCGUAUUUCCGAAUUUUGCUUAUGAGAAUGUCGCUGCAGUCUUCAUCUACAACUGCAACACCUGGGUGCGAGAGUACACAAAAUACCAUGAGCGAUUGCUGACUGGUCUCAAGGGGAGUAAGAAGCUAUUGUUUAUUGAUUCACCUGCACGACUCGCUGAACAUGUGGAGCCUGACCAGCAGAAGCUUCCUGCUGCAACUCUGGCCCUGGAGGAGGACCUCAAAGUUUUCCAUAAUGCCCUUAAGCUUGCCCACAAAGACACAAAAGUGUCCAUCAAGGUCGGCUCCACAGCUGUGCAGGUGACGUCAGCUGAGCGUACCCGUGUUCUGGGCCAGUCAGUCUUUCUCAACGAUAUCUACUACGCUUCUGAGAUUGAAGAGAUCUGCCUUGUGGAUGAGAAUCAGUUCACUCUGACCAUUGCCAAUCAAGGCACACCCCUAACCUUCAUGCACCAGGAAUGUGAUGCCAUAGUGCAAUCAAUCAUCCAUAUCCGCACACGCUGGGAGCUCUCUCAGCCUGACUCCAUUCCCCAGCACACUAAGAUCAGGCCAAAAGAUGUGCCUGGCACUUUGCUCAACAUUGCCCUUCUCAACCUGGGGAGUUCCGAUCCUAGUCUGAGGUCAGCAGCAUACAACCUCCUGUGUGCCUUAACCGGCACUUUUAACCUCAAGAUUGAAGGGCAGCUUCUGGAGACAUCUGGCUUAUGCAUCCCAGCCAACAACACCCUUUUUAUUGUGUCUAUAAGUAAGACACUAGCAGCCAAUGAACCUCACCUCACCCUGGAGUUUCUGGAAGAGUGCAUCUCUGGAUUCAGCAAGUCAAGUAUUGAACUGAAGCACCUGUGUCUUGAGUACAUGACUCCUUGGUUGCGCAACCUGGUGCGCUUCUGUAAGCACAAUGAUGAUGCCAAACGGCAGCGCGUCACUGCCAUUCUAGACAAGUUGAUCACCAUGACCAUCAAUGAGAAGCAGAUGUACCCCUCAAUUCAGGCUAAGAUAUGGGGCAGCCUGGGACAGAUAUCAGACCUGCUUGAUGUGGUGUUAGAUAGUUUCAUAAAGACCAGUGCUACUGGCGGCCUGGGAUCCAUCAAAGCAGAAGUAAUGGCAGAUACAGCUGUUGCUCUGGCUUCAGGAAAUGUCAAACUGGUAUCCAGCAAGGUCAUUGGCCGCAUGUGUAAAAUCAUUGAUAAGACAUGCCUGUCUCCCACUCCUACACUGGAGCAGCACCUGAUGUGGGAUGACAUUGCCAUCUUGGCCCGCUACAUGCUCAUGCUCUCCUUUAAUAACUCUCUGGACGUAGCGGCUCACCUGCCAUACCUCUUCCACGUGGUCACCCUGCUUGUGGCUACGGGACCCCUCUCCCUCAGAGCCUCCACCCAUGGCCUGGUCAUCAACAUCAUCCACUCACUGUGUACUUGUUCUCAGCUUAACUUCAGUGAGGAGACUAAACAGGUGCUGCGGCUGAGCCUGACUGAGUUUUCACUGCCCAAGUUCUACCUGCUGUUCGGCAUCAGUAAGGUAAAGUCAGCAGCGGUCAUAGCUUUCCGCUCCAGCUACAGAGACCGCUCCUUCUCCCCGGGCUCAUAUGAGCGAGAGACCUUUGCUCUGUCCUCUCUAGAGACAGUUACUGAAGCCCUGCUGGAGAUCAUGGAGGCUUGUAUGAGGGACAUUCCUGGAUGCAAGUGGCUAGACCAGUGGACAGAGUUAGCUCAAAAGUUUGCUUUCCAGUAUAACCCAUCUCUUCAACCACGGGCGCUGGUGGUGUUUGGCUGCAUCAGUAAGCGAGUGACUCAUGGCCAAAUCAAACAGAUCAUCCGAAUCCUCAGCAAGGCCAGUCCCCUUCUAAGCAUUGACCGGGGACUGGAGAGCUGCUUAAAGGGGCCAGAUAAUUACAACAGCCAGGUUCUCAUUGAGGCAACAGUCAUCGCACUCACCAAACUACAGCCCCUCCUCAUCCAGGACUCUCCCAUGCAUAAGGCUCUGUUCUGGGUGGCAGUAGCAGUGCUGCAGCUGGAUGAGGUGAAUUUGUACUCUGCUGGGACCGCAUUGCUGGAGCAGAACCUGCACACACUAGACAGUCUACGGGUUUUUAAUGACAAGAGUCCUGAGGAGGUGUUCAUGGAAAUUCGGAAGCCUCUAGAAUGGGACUGUAAACAAAUGGACCAUUUUGUAGGCCUCAACUUUAACUCCAACUUCAAUUUUGCACUAGUGGGACAUCUGCUGAAAGGUUAUAGACACCCAUCUUCUGCCACAGUGGCCAGGACUGUCCGUAUCCUUCACACACUUCUGGGCCUGGUGGGCAAACACCGCAACUGUGACAAGUUUGAGGUGAACACUCAGAGUGUGGCCUACUUGGCAGCACUUCUCACGGUCUCAGAGGAGGUGCGCAGCCGCUGCAGUCUCAAGCACAGAAAGUCUUUGCUGCUCUCAGAUGUUACCAUGGAGAAUUUCCCUGUGGACACAUACUCAGUUUAUCACCCUGAGCCUGGCUGCAGGCCGCUGAAGGAAAGUCAGCCAUGGACCUCACCCAAAGUAUCAGAGCGCUACCUGGCAGCAUAUUAUCCCACAGUGGGGCAAACCAGCCCCCGCACACGCAAGUCCAUGAGCGUGGACAUGGGGCAGCCCUCACAGGCCAAUGCCAAAAAACUACUGGGCACCAGGAAGAGUUUUGACCAUUUAAUAUCUGACUCCAAAGCACCAAAGAGACCAGAGAUGGAAUCGGGCAUCACCACUCCUCCAAAGAUAAGACGGGUGGCUGAGAAUGAUUACGACAUUGAAACUCAAAGAAUAGCCAACUCCCACUUGCGCAAGGUCUCCGUGUCAGAAUCCAAUGUGUUGCUGGAUGAAGAAGUGCUCACUGACCCCAAGAUCCAGACCCUGCUCCUCACUGUGCUGGCCACACAAGUGAAAUACACCACCGAUGAGUUCCACCAGAGGAUCCUAUACGAGUAUUUGGCUGAAGCCAGCGUGGUCUUCCCAAAAGUGUUUCCAGUUGUGUACAAUCUGCUGGACUCCAAGAUCAGCACCCUGCUGUCCAUGUGCCAGGACCCCAACCUCCUGAAUCCUGUUCAUGGCAUUGUCCAGAGUGUGGUCUACCAUGAGGAGUCGCCCCCUCAGUACCAGCCCUCCUGCCUUCAGAGCUUUGGUUUUAAUGGACUGUGGAGAUUUGCUGGACCCUUCUCUAAGCAAACCCAGAUUCCAGAUUAUGCUGAACUAGUGGUGAAGUUCCUGGACGCUUUGAUUGACACCUACCUUCCAGGUAUUGAAGAGGAGGGAGGGGAGGAGUCCCAGCGAACACCCACCUCUCCAUACCCCCCCAGUGUUCAGAGCCAGCUCAGCAUCACAGCCAACCUCAACCUCUCCAACUCCAUGACCUCACUGGCAACCUCACAGCACUCACCAGAGGGCCCUAUAGUUUAUAGACGUUCCCCGACUAUGUCUCAUGCCAGGACAACAGAAGAGAUGCCACCGAAAACCGCUGCCUCUCUGCCUUGCUCUAAGUCGGCUGUGUUUCCACCACAUCUCGUCCUCCCAGGUAUUGAUAAGGAGAACGUGGAGCUGUCCCCUACCUCCAGCCUGUGCAGUGGUGGCCGAGCCCGUCACGGUUCAGCCAGCCAGGUGCAGAAACAGCGCAGUGCUGGCAGCUUCAAACGCACCAGCAUCAAGAAGAUCGUCUGAACAUGCUCUGAGACCACAUUCGGUAUUCAGGAAGCUGCAUUAAUUACCUUUCUACAUUAACAGUUUCUGUUGCUAUGUUUACCAGUCUAAGAAGGUUCCCGAGUAGAAGAACCGCUUACGUUUGAGCUUUUGUUUGUUGCGGAAGCCGGGAGAGAAAGAACAAUGUUUACCUGUAUGUUUGCAUGUGGAGGAUAAUGAUCUAAGAGACUGAGAUGAUCACUGAACCUCUCAGCACUGAAGUUCAGAAUUGGCCGUCUUGAGAAGCUUUUGAUGGGUGCAUGAAGGGAAGACGUUGUAAACUUGCACAUCUCUCUGCAGUUCACAUCCUUUUUCCCCCAGCACAGUCAGGGGAGCCUGAAGGAGCCCACAUGAGUCUAAAGACACUUUCUGCUAUUUUAAUCUUCAGCAUCAGCAGGAGAUCAUACAGACUGUAGAACAAGCCACCAGCGUGCCCUCGAAAGUUCUCUACGAUUUUUGAGAUUGAACGCUGAAGGCCUGCGACAGUAAGGUCUGGAAAAACUUCAAAACCAGGGACUUGCGUAAGCGACCACUACGCCUGACCAAAACUGACUGUGGAGAAAGACAGCCUCAAAGUCUUUGGCAGGAUCCAUUUGUCCUGAGAGUAGACGAGUGAAUCAGCAGGUCCUUGGAGAACCUGAUAUCCACAGGUUGCUGUCUAGACUGGCAAUCGGAUGUCAUUGUGAUACUAAGCAGAUGUAUAUAUGGAACCGAUAUGGACGAGGAGGAGGAGGAUGAAGAGGAUGAUGAUGAUCACACAUUUUGGGUUGCUGUUUAGUCCAUUGUGUGCCUUUGUCAGGAUUAUCAGCUGUGUAUAGUUUGUAAGAUAAGCUGAGGAAGG
Messenger RNA from Colossoma macropomum (tambaqui), 9458 nucleotides. It is a transcript of the gene nf1a, whose product is annotated as neurofibromin 1a. Gene Ontology annotation, biological process: regulation of GTPase activity. The record is from RefSeq and is a predicted model, not a curated record. The transcript has 59 exons. NCBI's taxonomy places the organism in Eukaryota, Metazoa, Chordata, Actinopteri, Characiformes, Serrasalmidae. Bases 188 to 8599 code for a protein of 2803 amino acids.